AUGGUACCGGCUCCGGAACCCGGUAAAUAUUUUAUUCCGCACCACGCCGUGCUCAAGGCUGACGGUGACAUGUCCAAAAUUCGCGUCGUGUUCGAUGCUUCGUCCGCCUCGUCCUCCGGUCGCUCAUUAAACGAUGUAUUGUGCACCGGACCCAAACUUCAAAUUGAUUUACGUGACAUUUUACUUCGUUGCCGUAUGCACAGGUACAUUUUGUCCGCCGACAUCGUUAAAAUGUAUCGGCAAAUUUUAAUCCGUCAAGAAGACCGGACUUUUCAACAUAUAUUCUGGCGCGACUCACCCACUGACGACCUCGUCGAAUUCCAAUUGUGUACUGUAACGUACGGUCUCAACUGCGCGCCGUAUCUCGCCAUUCGCUGUCUCCACGAACUUGACCGGCAAGACGGUCAUCGCUUUCCACUUGCCAAAGACGUCCUUACUAGAGCUGCUUAUGUCGACGACAUCGUUAUCGGAGCUGACACCGAAGAGCUCUUACUACGUCGGAAGGAAGACGUUGUCGGUCUACUACGCAACGGUGCCUGUAUGUUGAGCAAGUGGACUAGCAACAGUACCACCGUUCUCGAGUCCGUUUCUCCCGAUGACCGUGUACUCUCUAUAUCGUUCGAUCCGCGCGAAGAACACGCCGUAAAGGUCCUCGGCCUGCAUUGGGACACGAAAACCGACAAGUUUGCCUAUCAUACCCGGCUUGAUCAAAUUUCUUCGACGAAACGUCAGGUGUUGUCCGUCAUUGCGCGCUUGUUCGACCCUAUUGGCGCCCUGGGCCCUAUGCUGCUGUGGGCAAAAUAUUUUAUGCAACUAUUAUGGUGCAACAAACUCGGGUGGGACGACUUGAUGUCCCCCGAACUGCAAUCUAUGUGGCAACAAUUUUGCACUGAGCUUCCGCUCGUAUUCGACCUGAACCUCCCACGUCACAUCGACGUCAUCUGUCAUCAGGACAUUCAACUAUUGGGCUUCGCGGACGCAUCGAUAAAAGGGUAUGCGGCCGUCGUGUAUUUACGUCUCGUCAACACCGCCGGUGACAUCUCCGUUAAAUUCAUCACUUGUAAAACCAAGGUCGCCCCUCUGAAGAGUGCCGCCGUCGACGAGUCGCUUUCCAUACCUCGCUUGGAAUUAUGCGGGGCCCUGCUGUUGGCCCAGACACUUCAUCACGUGCAAUCUGUGCUGUCCACCGAAGUGUCUAUAUCUCGUCUGCGUGCGUGGUCGGAUUCGUCAGUUGUUUUAUCGUGGUUGACCACAGACCAAAAACAAUUCAAAAUUUUUGUGACCAAUCGGGUCGCCAAAAUACGUCAGCUACUACCGGAUUGCGUAUGGAGCUACGUAUCAACGCUCGACAAUCCCGCGGAUCCCGCCUCUCGUGGACUCAUGCCGAAAUUAAUGUUGUCCUCGUCUAUUUAUUGGGACGGUCCGGAGUUCCUAAGAAUUCCUGAAGACCAAUGGCCACCGUCUAGAUUUAUUCCGCUCGCUCCGGAGCAGCUGCCGGACACUCGGCCUAACGUCGUCGCAACGUUGGCCGUCAACGUCCAUCCGUCUUCGUUGGAUUUCAUCGGUAAAUUUUCGUCGCUCGAAAAAAUGUUACGAGUAUUGUCUUACGUUUCUCGUUUUUUAUCUCAUCGUCUACGACGGCAACCGAUCCGUGUCGGUCCUAUCACGUUUUCCGAGCGAGAAAGGUCCUUGUCGAUUGCCGUACAGCGGACACAACAGUAUUACUUUUCGGAUCUGGUUAAAACGUUAAAAAAUAAGUCUACGAUCACCCCCCCAUCUUUGGCACAAUUAGCACCAUAUAUCGACGACAACAACAUUGUACGAGUGGGAGGUCGCCUGCGUUUUUCCGACGCCAGCUACGACGCGAAGCAUCCGAUUCUGUUACCGCGAUCCUCGCACCUCACCGACCUGGUCAUUCGACACUACCACUUGUCCUUUCUGCACGGCGGAUCAAAGUUGGUACUAUCAAUGUUGAAUCAAAAAUACUGGAUACUGUCUGGUCGCGCUGCAGUUCGACGUGUCAUUUUCUCGUGCGUUCCGUGCACACGCCAUAAGGCUGUCCGCCCUCAACCGUUGAUGGCUGAUCUACCAUCUUACCGGGUUCAACCUCAUCGUCCGUUUUCCCACGUCGGUAUGGACUACGGAGGGCCGUUCCUCGUUAAGGAACACCGUCGUCGGAAUGCACAUUCGGUCAAGGUCUACCUCGCCUUAUUUAUUUGUAUGUCCGUCAAGGCGGUCCACCUCGAAAUCGUGUCCGAUCUCAGCACUGACGCCUUCCUCGCGGCUUUGGACCGGUUCGUCGCCCGCCGUGGGAUUCCGUCCAACCUCUACUCGGACUGUGGCACAAAUUACGUCGGCGCCGCCCGUCAAUUAAAAUUGUUAUUUCGCGACGCCAAGGCCCAAGACCGUCUCUCGACGCACCUCAACUGCACAUGGCAUUUCAACCCGCCUGCUGCGCCGCAUUUCGGUGGCAUUUGGGAAGCCGGCAUCAAGAGCGUCAAAUUUCACCUCAAACAUGUCAUCGGUCAGCAGGUGUUGACAUACGAAGAAUUCUAUACGUUGACCACUCGCAUCGAGGGCAUUCUGAAUUCCCGACCGAUUACACCGAGUUCAUCCGACCCGCACGACCUAAAUGCGUUGACGCCGGGACAUUUUUUGAUCGGACAGCCGAUCCACGCCGUGCCUGAACCUGACACCACCGAAGUCAAAAUCAACCGUUUGAAUCGUUGGCAGCUCAUUCGGCAAUGUCAUCAGUCCUAUUGGAAACGGUGGUCACGCGAAUACCUAUCCACGCUGCAAGGUCGACAAAAAUGGUGUAAAGCGUCCCCGAACCUCGCCGUCGGCGACAUGGUCAUCGUCGAAGCCCCGUCUCGACCACCUACCGAGUGGCGUCUCGGCCGCGUCACAGAGGUCCAUCCAGGACCAGAUGAUGUCGUUCGUGUCGUGUCCGUGCGCACUCAGGACGGUAUCUACAAGCGCCCGGUCGUGAAACUCGUGCGUUUACCGGUCGAGCCCUGA
Messenger RNA from Macrosiphum euphorbiae (potato aphid), 3018 nucleotides. NCBI's taxonomy places the organism in Eukaryota, Metazoa, Arthropoda, Insecta, Hemiptera, Aphididae. The record is from the annotation of a GenBank genome assembly.